AUGCAGAGUAAUGUGAAUGCGAGCCUCUCUUCAUUUCUCAAUCAUGGGUAGGAAACCGCAUGUGAUAGUUGUGCCAUACCCAGCACAAGGCCAUGUUGCUCCACUCAUGAAGUUGGCUUACAACUUAGCUGACCAUGGGAUUAAGGUCACGUUUGUUAACACAGAAUCCAUACAUGUAAAACUCAUGUCUGCAAUGUCUGAGAAAUUCAAAGAGGGAAUCCCAAUUUCCCUAGUUUCAGUUCCUGAAGGAUUGGACGGAGAAGAUACUCGAGCAUUCCUGGAGCGUGCACCAAGUUCUAUGCCACUUCUUCUGCAAAAUUUGAUUGAAAACAUAAACGAAUCAAACAUUGAUGACCAAGUAACUCAUGUGAUUGCUGAUGUAACAGCUGAGUGGGCGCUUGAAGCAGCCAAGAAAAUGGGAAUCGAGCUAGCUGCAUUUGUACCCUGUGGAGUAGCAACCUUGGCUUUUGUACUGCAUGCCCAUAGGCUUACUGAGGCUGGAAUCAUAGAUGAUUAUGGAGUUCCAAUGAAAGAUGAGCCUAUCAGCCUGUCAAAUAGUAUUCCUGCCUGGAAAAAAAAUGAACUGGCAUGGAGCUUCCCAGGAAAUCCAGAGUCGGAGAAAUUCUUGUUUCUAAACUCUGUACUCACCGCCACGGAAAAUGUCAAAAUUUCCGAUUGGCUUCUCGUCAACUCAUUUUAUGAACUUGAGCCAUCAGCCUGUGAUUUGAUUCCCAACAUCUUACCCAUAGGUCCAUUGUUUGCAAGUGAUCAUUUGGGAACUUUUGCUGGAAACUUUUGCGCUGAAGAUUCAACUUGCUUAAACUGGCUUGAUCAACAGCCCCCACGCUCAGUCAUCUAUGCUGGGUUUGGCAGCACAAGAGCCUGCGACCAGCAACAAUUUAAUGAACUAGCACUUGGGCUUGAGAUGGUAGGGCAGCCAUUUUUGUGGGUCGUUAGAUCAAAUUUUACAAAUGGAAUCGUGGAAUUCCCUGAUGGGUUCUUAGAGAGAGUUGAAAAACAUGGGAAGAUAGUCGAAUGGGCUCCUCAGGAGAAGGCGUUGGCUCACCCUUCUACUGCAUGUUUCUUUUCUCACUGCGGAUGGAAUUCAAUCCUGGAGGGUAUAAGCCAGGGGGUGCCUUUCCUAUGUUGGCCUUACUUUGCAGAUCAAUUCCAUAACAGAAAUUACAUGUGUGAAACUUGGAAGAUUGGUCUAGAAUUGAUCCCUGAUGAAAAUGGGAUUGUAACUAGGCAUGAAAUCAAGACAAAGUUAGAGAAAUUGCUUUCUGAUAAGGAUAUAGAAGCCAAUUCACUGAAGCUGAAGGAAAUGGCUGGAAAGAGCACUAGUGAAGGUGGAUCUUCUUUCAAUAAUUUGACAAGCUUUAUUGAACAGAUGAAGCAACAGGAUGUUUAGGUUGUGGUUGUUUCUAUGAAAUAAAAUUUGAUAGUAUCUGAUUGAAGUAAAGUUCAAAUUGUGAUAUUAUGAGAAUAAACUUUAAGGUUGUGAUUCA
This is a messenger RNA of Manihot esculenta (cassava), 1508 nucleotides long. RefSeq names its product UDP-glycosyltransferase 83A1. NCBI's taxonomy places the organism in Eukaryota, Viridiplantae, Streptophyta, Magnoliopsida, Malpighiales, Euphorbiaceae. Gene Ontology annotation, molecular function: UDP-glycosyltransferase activity. The record is from RefSeq and is a predicted model, not a curated record. The coding region runs from base 17 to 1411 and encodes 464 amino acids. The transcript has 2 exons.